CUUAUCUCCUUCAAACAGAUGGAAAAUUGUUAAUAGGAGGUGAUACUUUGAUAGAGAGCGAGAGAGAAAGAAGUGAGGAAUAUUGGCUAUGGCGUUGGCUUGGGCGUUGCCUUCUUCAGCAUCACCAUUUAUUUCUUCUCUGCAAACUCGAAAGCAAGCUUAUAAUUUCGCCUCAUCAAGAAAUUCCUUUCAACGCUUUGUUACUCGUUCCAGUUUCUCUGAUUCCUCUGCUGGUCUUUUCCUAGCCGCCAAACAUGCAGUGGAUUCUUAUGUGAAGAGUGGUAUGGUAAUAGGAUUAGGUUCAGGUCAUGCUUCUGCUUUGGCUAUACAAUAUCUAGGUCAGCAACUUAGGGUUGGUGCUAUAAAAGAUGUCACCGGCAUACCCACAUGUGUUGGCAGCGCAAGUGAAGCAGCAAAGGCAGGAAUACCCUUGGAACAGUACAAUGAUAGUUAUAAGAUUGACCUAGCAUUUGAUGAUGCUGAUACUAUGGAAGAAGAAACACUUGCAGCAAUCAUUGGGCGUCGGAAACUGCAGGGUGAUGAUUCUAUAAUUCAAGAGAAGAUUAUUCUGGAAGCAGCUGAUAAACUGAUUCUUAUUAUAAAGGAAAAACAAUUCAAGGGCAGUGUAGAUGGUUCAAUUCCAGUACUAAUUAAAUCUGUUAACUGGCUUGAGACAGCUGAAGAAAUAGAUGACCUCUUCCUAGGGGAUGCGGAGGUUUGGAGGAGGCCAGCUAUAGGGUAUGCAGGUCCACUGGGAGGUGAUUUCCCUUUAGUCACUAAAGAAGGGCACAACAUUCUUGAUGUCAUAUUUACGUCUCCAAUGGAAAGCCUUGUUGAAGUGGCUAAAACUCUCGAUCAAAUUGAUGGUGUUGUGGAACAUGGCGUCAUCUUCAGGAACCCGUGCACAGCAAUCAUUGCCUCAGAAAAUGGGCUACAGAUUGUUGAUAAUACAAUUCAGAUGGAAUCAAGCAAUCUUUAGGGGCAAAGCUUAGCUGAGUGGAUGACAUAUUUUAUGAGCUUGCCACUGUUUUCUAUUUUAAGUGUUCUGAAUCUUUUUGACGUGGAGGAAGGCAAGAUAUCUUUGGGUACAUUUCAAGUUCUUAUUAUAGGGCAUGUUUUGUUAAACAAUAAGAUGCUUUUACAAUUUGUUUUUGGAGUAGGAAGAGAAGAAAACGGAAAAAGGAGAAGUGUGGACAAUUUCUUUUUGUCCCAUUGGUUAAAGAGCGGAACACUAGUUCUUUUCUUCACUUUCA
Molecule: messenger RNA, 1253 nt
Organism: Nicotiana attenuata
Lineage: Eukaryota; Viridiplantae; Streptophyta; Magnoliopsida; Solanales; Solanaceae
Product: probable ribose-5-phosphate isomerase 4, chloroplastic
Exons: 9
Coding region: 89-979 (296 amino acids)
Biological process (GO): pentose-phosphate shunt, non-oxidative branch
Molecular function (GO): ribose-5-phosphate isomerase activity
Source: RefSeq, a predicted model, not a curated record